Opisthorchis viverrini is the source of this 393-nucleotide messenger RNA. RefSeq lists its product as hypothetical. Bases 1 to 393 code for a protein of 130 amino acids. The record is from RefSeq and is a predicted model, not a curated record. NCBI's taxonomy places the organism in Eukaryota, Metazoa, Platyhelminthes, Trematoda, Opisthorchiida, Opisthorchiidae. The transcript is spliced from 2 exons.
AUGUCAUCCCAUUUUAUAUCCCCUCAACUCCACCAUGUUUUCCGAAUCUCCUUCCAUUCUCUCAUCUUCUUAAGCUUUGAGCCUUGGAAGUGCCCGUUUCGGACGACCUGGUUAGCUGAUAUACACUCCACCUGGCCUAUGAUAUGCUACUACGGGAUCACCAAGCGGACCACAAAAACCCUACAAUCCCAUAUCGGCUUCGUUCUAGCCAGUCUUGCCAGUCAAUUUGAAUUAUAUCCGAGAACCACCGAUGAGGCCUUGGAACGUCGGGCUUAUGGUCACUCUCACAAAAGCCUAAGUGGGGAUGACGAGCUAGAGGAAUCAGCAAUGAGUACAAAUUGUAGAAGGAAUCUCAGUGUCACGGGGUACAUUGAAGCUGCAGAGACACACUAG